AUGUCUGGAGAGGAAAACGAUGUGCCAGCAUCCGUCACGUCCCUUCGAGCCCGCUUCGAGCAGCUGUCAACCUCGACAUCCUCGGCUCCACCUGCACCCUCUACCAGAACGACGCCGCGAGCGAAGGAGACCGCGGCGAACACGACAGUGUGGGAAGCGGCGUCAGAGGGGCGGGACGAUGGAAGCGGAGGAGCUACAGGAUGGACUCAAGGACCCUCUGAGGCCGCUUCUUCGCGGGGAGACGCAUCUCUCCAGCUAGAGACGGCCGUCAAGGCUGCGCCGAUGCGUCCGCCAAAGCCCCCAUCGCUUCCUCGACCUCUUUCUGUUCACGGCACGUCGCCGCCUGUCGCCGGAAUGCCCAGCCUAGCGCCGCCCGCGCCUGUUCUUCCCUCCAAAGUCCCGCAAGAACUGCCAAACCCUCCUUCAAUUCCUUCUCGGCGACCAGAUGAAGCAUCUCUCGGUAUACACGAGGUUACGCCAUCAACGCCUGCACCGCCGAAGAUUGGCAUCAUCCGGGCAGACUCGUCUCGUCGACCCGCUCCGCCUCGUCCAGCGCCUCGUCCAGCGAGCAGCGCCUCUCUCGCAACGACCCCGUCUCUGGACGACACGCAGACGCCGAGUCUAGGCAGCCUUCAGCCUCAGAUCCUCUCGCCACGUCCGUCUCUUACGCCUUCAUCAAGCGGCUCGGUGCGAGACCUGGCAGCACGGUUCAACUCGCCAUCACCCUUGUCGAGCUCAUCACCAGCCUCGGCAGAUUCGCAGUCCCCAGCUCCCGAUGCCGCCGCUCGCAAUGGGACGGACGAACCGGCUGAGGUCUCGCUUGCCGGCAUCGCGCGGUCUUCGCCGAAACCACUUCCGGACGAUGUCAGCGCGGAUCUGGAGGCCGACUCGUCUUCAGAAGGAUCGAUCUACAGCAGCUCGUCGGACGGCGAGACAGAGGAGUCGCGCGCACUGCCGCCUGCGAUUCCACCUCGACCAAGAAUCGUCGAACAACGACCGAGCGAUCCACCACCUCUUCCCAGUCGCUCGUCAACCGCGUCCUCCGCCGAAUCGGCUGCAGCGGCGCCGGCUGGCUCCAACUCGAUCCUCGUCCCGCCAUCAGCCUUCACGCGAUCUCCCUCCAACUCGCCAUCUCUCCCUCCCCGACUCUCGUCACCACUUGCACCGCCGCUGCCUGCGCGCAGCGCCUCGAUCCCUGCUGUGCCCCCGCGACCAUCGUCGACGAAUGCUGCGCCGACCUCGUCGUCGACUGUACCUACCCCGACCCUGCCUUCGACCACACCCUAUGUCCCUCCGCCUCCUCCGACCCGUUCAGCCGCCGCCGGUGACCGUCCUCCUGUGCGACCGAACAUCAAGAGCGCCAACGACUACGGAUCUUCCGAAGACGAGGACGACGAGUCUGCGCGAUCGCAGGAGUAUCCCGACGCUACGUUUGCCAACCGUCGACCGCCCGUCCUGCGGCAGCGUCGACACGUCCAGGCGACAAACAUCUUCUCCGCAUGGACGGUUCGCAGCGAAAAGGUCGUCACGGCGCAUCACCGCAUCCAUCUGUGGCGCCCGUCAGAGACGAAGGUUGCUGCAGACUCGCUCGAGGUGGCUUCCGAUCCGCAGAAGUUCGUCGCGCUGGAAUGGCGCGCUGCUGAUGCGGAACGAGCGGAAGACGAGGGUCGAUACGUUUGGGCUGGGACGAAGGAGGGCGCGAUCUGGGAGAUCGACCUGGAGCGGAUGGUCGUGUCCGGCUCCCGCACCAAUGCCCAUGCAGGUCCGGUCGUCGGCAUCUACAGGCUGGGCCGCGCCAUGGUGACCGUCGACGAGUCGGGCAAGGUCCUCUUCUGGGGCGCGAGUGCCGAGAACGAGGGCAAGGCGGCAUCGCUGUCGGCUAUUCCUGCGCAGCACCGCGUCCCGGACAGGCAGAACUUCGUCGCGCUCGUCGGCGACGAGCUGUGGACGUCGUCGGGUCCGGUCACGAAGGCAGGAGCGCCUGCGGUCGCGAUGCGCAGCCCUCAGAUCCGAGUCUUCGACCCCGCCGGCAUCAAGGGCGCUUUCUCCUCUCUCUCGCGGCCGCUCGUCACGCCCGAGUCGGCCGGCUCAAUCGGCGCCGUCACCUCGCACGCCAUCAUUCCCGAGCAAAGCCACCUCGUCUACCUUGCUCACGACAACGGCUACGUGUCGGUCUGGGAGAGAGGGUCUUACGCGUGUGUCAAGGUCCAGCGGAUCUCGCCGUACGGCGUCACCGCGCUUACAGGCGUCCGCAAGUAUCUCUGGGCGGGUUUCCGCAGCGGCCACAUCAACGUCUACGACGUCUCAUCCGAUGUCUGGGUCGUCACCAAGUCCUGGAAGGCGAGUAAAGACCCCAUCACUCGCCUCGUGGUCGACCCGUCGUCGCUCUGGCAUGACGGCUCUUUACAAGUGGCGAGCGCGUCGAGCGACAUGGUCUGUCUAUGGGACGGCUUCCUCCGCGAAGACUGGAUCGAUGCUGAACUGCACCUCCGCCAACCCGACUUCUGCACUUUCCGCACCAUUCGAACCCUCUCGAUCUCUUGGAACGUCGACGCAUCCCGUCCGAGCGACUUGCACGGCUCUGUCGACAACCUCGAGUUCCUGCGCAACGUUCUGACGAGCGUCGACAGCCCCGACAUCAUCUCGUUUGGUUUCCAGGAGAUGAUCGACUUGGAGGACAAGAAGCUGACAGCCAAGUCAAUGCUUCUCGGCAAGAAGAAAGCGACCGACGGCAAGAUGUCGGACAGCAUCAGCUCAGCAUACCGCGUCUGGCACGACAAGCUCAUUCAAGCCGUCCGCCUGAACAUGCCGGCCGAGACGCCCUACACCGUCGUGCACGUUGGCGACAUGAUCGGGCUUUUCACCUGCAUCUUCGUCAAGACGAGCGAGGCGGCGCAACUGCGCGACGUCGCUUUGGUCACUGUCAAGACCGGCAUGGGCGGUCGCUACGGGAACAAGGGCGCCAUCUUGUCUCGCUUCGUAAUCGACGACUCGUCGGUCUGCUUCAUCAACUGCCAUCUUGCGGCUGGUCAGACGCAUAGUCGUCAGCGGGAUCGCGACGUCGUCGACAUCCUCGAGGACAAGUCCUCCUUCUCUGAGCUCGGCUCUUCGUCUCCUGGCGCGUACGCACCCGGAAGCACGGGUACGAUGGUCUUUGAUCACGAACUGGCGAUCCUGAGCGGCGACCUGAACUAUCGAAUCGACGCUCGUCGCGACAACGUCGUCUCGGCUGUUGCGAGCGGAAACUUCGAGAGCCUCCUCGAGCACGACCAACUUCUCAAAAACCUCGCAACAAACCAAGCGUUCCGCCUACGGUCCUUCAAGGAGCCUCGCAUCACCUUUCCGCCCACCUACAAGUACGAUCCCGGCACCGACUUGUACGACUCCUCGCCGAAGCGACGGAUCCCCGCCUGGUGCGACCGGAUCCUGUACCGCUCCGACCGCGAGAAAGUCACGCCGCUGCACUACAAGCGCUACGAGGUCAAUGUCUCCGACCAUCGCCCCAUCUCGGCUGCUUUCGACAUGCAGAUCAAGCGGAUCGACUCGAAGAAGCGGGCGGCUGUUUGGGCGGAGGUCGAGAAUGCGUGGUUCUCGGUGGAGACGUCGGCUCUCGAAGACGCGCGGCGCUUCUAUGCCGAGACGUGGUAG
This is a messenger RNA of Rhodotorula toruloides NP11, 3648 nucleotides long. Its product is annotated as inositol or phosphatidylinositol phosphatase. The transcript is spliced from 11 exons. Gene Ontology annotation, molecular function: phosphatidylinositol-4,5-bisphosphate 5-phosphatase activity; protein binding. The record is from RefSeq and is a predicted model, not a curated record. The coding region runs from base 1 to 3648 and encodes 1215 amino acids. Gene Ontology annotation, biological process: phosphatidylinositol dephosphorylation. Lineage: Eukaryota; Fungi; Basidiomycota; Microbotryomycetes; Sporidiobolales; Sporidiobolaceae.